AUGAUAUUAGAGAUAACUCAAGACAACAAAGUUGUUUUAGAGGGGAUACAAGAGAACACAGCUGGUAUAGAGGACAUACAAGGAAACACGACAAUAACAGAGUGUAUGCAGGAGAACGCAAACUUAACAGAGAGCACACAAGAAAACACAGUUGUAACAGAUGGUACAAAGGAGAACGCAGUUGACGUAGAAUGCAUACAAGGUGAUGCAAACGUAACACAGAACACACAAGAAAACACAGUUGUAACAUAUGUUACAAAAGAGAACGCAAUUGAAGCAGAAUGCACACAAGGUGAUGCAAACGUAACACAGAACACACAAGAAAACACAGUUGUAACAGAUGUUACAAAAGAGAACGCAGUUGAAGCAGAAUGCACACAAGGUGAUGCAAACGUAACACAGAACACACAAGAAAACACAGUUGUAACAGAUGUUACAAAAGAGAACGCAGUUGAAGCAGAAUGCACACAAGGUGAUGCAAACGUAACACAGAACACACAAGAAAACACAGUUGUAACAGAUGUUACAAAAGAGAACGCAGUUGAAGCAGAAUGCACACAAGGUGAUGCAAACGUAACACAGAACACACAAGAAAACACAGUUGUAACAGAUGUUACAAAAGAGAACGCAGUUGAAGCAGAAUGCACACAAGGUGAUGCAAACGUAACACAGAACACACAAGAAAACACAGUUGUAACAGAUGUUACAAAAGAGAACGCAGUUGAAGCAGAAUGCACACAAGGUGAUGCAAACGAAACACAGACCAAACAAGAAAACACAGUUGUAACAGGUGGUACAAGGAAGAACAAAUUUGAAACAGAGGGUACGCAAGAAAAUGUUGUAGAAAGCAUGGAUACACAAUAUAGUGCAGUCGUAAUAGGAGGCACACAAGAGAACACAGUUAUAACAGAGGACACACGAGAAAAUGCAGCCGUAAGAAAGGGCAUAAAGGAAAACCCUAUUGUAAGUGACUGUAUCAAAGAGAACAUAACGGACAUACAAAACAAAGAAGUAGCAACAGAGGGCUCACAAGAAGAGACAGUUGUGUUAAAGCGUACAGAAGAGAAUACAGUUGUAACAGAAGGUGUCAAAAACAAUACAAUUCCAAACAAAGGCACUAAAAAACAAAGAUUGCAAACUGUUCACCAAAAAAGCAAGAUAGUAGAAGGUGCACAUGAUAACACAAUUUCAAUUAAGGAGAUACACAAUACUAGUGAUACUGUUUCCACAGAAAGCUCACAAGACGAUACAAUAUCCACAGAAAGCCUGAAUACUUCUUUAUCAGCAGAGCAACUAGACCAAAUACUAAACGCCCUUGGUGGCAUUCCCUGCAAUGAAGUUAUAGUUGACUUCACAUCUAUUAAUGCAGGAAACGAUGAAAUUAAUUUGUCAGAAUCUGAAAACUCUGUGCCAGUUGAUGGUACGCAAGGUGCAGAAAGUCAGAGGACUGGAAGGUACCCAACCAGGGUCACUCUGAAAUCUAAAACUCAGCAUGAUAGUAGUUCUGAUCAAUUUGAUGAUUCCUCAGAUGAGUAUGUACCUCCAAAGAGACACAAGAGAAAAAGAUUAACUUAUGAUUCUUCCUCUGACAGUUCAAGCUCCUCAAGGGAAAGGAAAACUAAAUGUAGAAAGAAGAAGAAAAAGAAGAGCGAUUUAAAUCUAGAAGAAAGCAAAGGAAUCCUUCUGAAUGGCAAAGAAACAAAACGAAACUACUUCGAAACAAAGGAAAAAAAUACACAAACAAGAAAGGCAAAGUAA
Molecule: messenger RNA, 1758 nt
Organism: Magallana angulata
Lineage: Eukaryota; Metazoa; Mollusca; Bivalvia; Ostreida; Ostreidae
Exons: 2
Coding region: 1-1758 (585 amino acids)
Source: RefSeq, a predicted model, not a curated record